AUGUCAGUUAGAGACUUGAAAGAGUACAUGCUUUUCGACUUUGACACCAUCAAAGCUCAGUCCCGACCGUCACCUUCCCCCUCCCCCGACUUCGCUAGUAAGAAAAGGUCUGCUCGCGCUGCAACAAAAAGACCAAUAUCCCACCGCAGCCAGAAAAUCGUCACGGGCUCCAUCAAAGGUCUUUGUCUUCCUCGCUUGCAAAGUCUCGAUAAUAUCACAUCCGUCUUGAUCGUGCGACAUGAGUCCCUAUGGGAUACAUACCAGCAAGCCAUCUCGUACGACCUCGCAGGGGAUGUUACGAUUGCCUCUCGUCGCACCCGCCCACGCCGUAUGGUGGCCAUUAGAAUAUACCGUAGAAAAGAUGCUCGGGGCCUAAUCGAUCGAUUCGGGCGUCUGGAGCACAUCAACAUCCUGACAUUCUAUGAAUGUUAUUUGGAUGGCGAUGCCGCGUUCUUCUUAGUUGCCGAUCUAUCAUUGACUCUCGCGCUUGUCGUCACUUAUAUAGACCUAUAUCCUAGUCAGGCGGAAUUGGGAUCAAUAUUAUACUAG
Messenger RNA from Penicillium longicatenatum, 549 nucleotides. RefSeq lists its product as uncharacterized. The transcript has a single exon. Lineage: Eukaryota; Fungi; Ascomycota; Eurotiomycetes; Eurotiales; Aspergillaceae. The record is from RefSeq and is a predicted model, not a curated record. The coding region runs from base 1 to 549 and encodes 182 amino acids.